This is a messenger RNA of Fusarium odoratissimum NRRL 54006, 1737 nucleotides long. RefSeq lists its product as uncharacterized. The coding region runs from base 1 to 1737 and encodes 578 amino acids. The record is from RefSeq and is a predicted model, not a curated record. Gene Ontology annotation, molecular function: CoA-ligase activity. The transcript has 6 exons. NCBI's taxonomy places the organism in Eukaryota, Fungi, Ascomycota, Sordariomycetes, Hypocreales, Nectriaceae.
AUGGUCUUCGUAUCACCAGCCUGGGCGCGAGCGCUCCCUCCAGUGCCUCUCCCAGACAGCAUCACAGUCGAAGAAUUCAUGUAUUCAGAGAAACAUGGCCGCAAACCAAUGACACAUUCCCGUAAUCCAUACACCUGUGGUUUGACGGGCCAUACGUAUACCGUUGCUGAGGUCCGGGAAAGGGUCGACUCUAUGGCCAAGGUGAUAGCAAAACGACUCGAUUGGAGUGUCGCCAACGGCACGGAAUGGGACAAGGUGGCUUGUGUCUUUUCUUGGAAUACGAUUGAUUACGUUCCAUUGACUCACGCCUUGCAUCGCCUCAACGCGAUUGUCAGUCUGGCCAACGCCGCUUACAGUGUGUCUGAACUCACGCAUCAACUUCGUUCGACAAGUGCAAAAGUCUUGUUCACCUGCAUCCCUCUCCUUCCCGUGGCUUUGGAGGCAGCAGCAGCGGCAAAUAUCUCUAAAGACCAUAUUUUCAUCCUCGAUAUGCCUGGUCAAACAAAUAACAGCAGGUUUGUCGCUCUAUCUACGCUGAUAGAUGAAGGAAGACACUUGCCUCCGCUCCCGCCGUUGCGAUGGGUCAAGGAGCAAGGAAAGCGACAGGUUGCUUACAUCUGCUUCUCUAGUGGAACCUCUGGCCUUCCGAAAGGUGUCAUGUUAUCGCACUACAACAUCAUCAGUAACGUUGCCUUGCAAGUCGAGUACGAGACCUAUGGGCGGAAAUUAGCUGGGGUUGAGACGCAGGUCGGACUGGGUCUACUGCCAUUCAGCCACAUCUACGGUCUGGUCAUUAUCUCUCACAUACUCCCUUGGCAGGGAGACGAGGUCGUGGUGCUCCCAAGAUACAAUCUAGGACACAUGCUCGCAGCCAUACAGAAGUACAAAGUCCGUCAUUUGCCGCUUGUCCCGCCUAUCGCCAUUCAGCUACUUCAGAACAAAAGCAAAUGCGAUUCAUACGACUUGAGUAGUAUAGAAUGGGUUACUUCCGGUGCUGCACCCCUCGGUGCCAAGACCAUCGAGAGUAUGCAGCAGACAUGGCCAAAAUGGAAAGUUGGGCAGGGCUAUGGCUUGACAGAGAGUAGUCCUUCUGUUUGCACCACAAGCGAGCAUGACAUUCUCCCCGGUACAUCGGGGUCCAUCGUUCUCGGGACUCGAUGCAAGGUUAUUGAUGAGGAUGGCAAAGAAGUAGCUGAGCUUGAGAAGCCAGGCGAACUCUAUGUCCAAUCUCCAAACAUCUGUCUCGGCUAUAUGAACAAUGCCAAAGCCACAGCAGAGACCUUUGUAUGGGAUGAGGACGGCAGAUGGCUUCGAACAGGUGAUGUUGUUGUCGUACGUCUGUCACCUCUUGGUACAGAGCACAUCGUCAUCGUCGACCGAAUCAAAGAGCUCAUUAAAGUAAAGGGAAACCAAGUGGCUCCCGCGGAGCUCGAGGCGCAUAUCCUUUCUCAUCCAUUCGUUGCAGAUUGCGCAGUCAUCUCUGUUCCAGACGAUUUCGCUGGGGAAGUGCCCAAAGCCUUUGUGGUGAAAGAUGUUAGUACGAAUAAUAAGUCUGACGAAGAGGUAGUGACUGCGAUUUGCAAAUAUGUUGAAAGCCACAAAGCAAAGUACAAGUGGCUUCAGGGUGGUGUGGAGUUUAUUGAGGCCAUUCCCAAGAGCCCUAGCGGUAAGAUCCUGAGACGGGUCUUGCAAACGAGGAAGAAGGGAAAGUCAGUGGAGGUUACAUCCAAACUCUAG